CCCGAGACGGACAUCAGAGCUUCUUCUUCUCUCCUCAGUGAUUCUCUGCAGUCUGCGAGAUGAAGGAUCAAAACUUUUCAGACGACGUCUUAAAGAUUCUUCAGGAAGCUCCGAACGCUCAAAAAGCUCUGAAAGGAAACUAUGAAAACCUGCUGAAGGUGUCCGAGUACUGCUAUAAAAACUACAUAGAGUCAGGUGAUGGCAGCAUGAAGGCGCUGGAGGAGACGAAGAACUUCACCACCCAAUCACUGGCCAGCGUUGCGUACCAGAUCAGCACGCUGGCCAGUAGCGUGCUGAGCCUGCUGGACGCACAGACCAAUCAGCUGCGCCACAUGGAGUCCUCCAUCAACCUGAUUGGACAGACGUUUGAGAUGCACAAGGAGAAGGUUUCUCGGAGAGAGAUCGGCGUUUUCACGGCGGUGAGACGAGUCCCACGCAACCAUAAGAUCAUCCCCCCCUCCCAGCCGGCAGCCCGCCCCCCCUACAGCCGCCGGCCAAUCAACUUCCAGCAGCUGGACAGCCUGGGUCACGGCAUCAAGGUCUCUGGGAAACAGUCGGACAGAACAGGAACGAUCCGCAAACAUGGCGCCUCCGUCAGGUCCAAUAAACCUCCAGAGCCGGUCCAGUGCCCAGUGGCUCCCCCUGUUGGCCGCUCCAGUUUUGGGACCCCUGUGGCCCCCCCAUCCAUCCCCUCCACCUGGCAGGCUCCACCUGAGUGUGACAUCAUCAACCCCCUGCAGGACGAAGCCCCGCCCCCUCCUCCUCCUCCUGCCCUGAUGGACAUCAUGGCCCCGCCCCCUCCUCCUGACCUAUCUGGGGGUAUUGUGCCCCCGCCCCCUCCCCCUCCCCCUCCCCCACCAGAGGCUUCGCCCACUGACCCGCUGCCCCCCCCGCUCCUCGAGACAGUGGUGGAGGAGAACGUCCUCCCUCCUCCCCCCCCUCCUCCCUCUGAUGAUGACGGCUUCCCUCCGCCGACCAAUGACGGCUCAGAGCUGCCGGCCCCGCCCCCCCCUCCCCCCCAGGAAGUAGACGUGACCGUCUCCUCCCGGAGGAGCCGCCGCCGCCGCUCGCCCCCCCCUGCUCGCUCUCACUCUCUGAGGGUCCGCUCUGGCCCCGCCUCCCGCUGCCGCUACACGCGCUCACUCUUCCUGCCCGCUGUCCAAUCACUGAUGAUCCCUCCUCCUCCUUCCUAUCCUCCCCCCAAAGCUCCUCCUCUUCCUCCCCCCUCCUCCCCUUCCUCCCCCUCCUCCCCCUCCUCCUUCCUCCUGCUCCGCUCCUCCUCUUCUUCACCUCGGCUCUGCUUACCUGCUCGCCUCGAACACCUGGACCUGGAGAUCCUGGUCCCGCCCCCUCCUCUCCUAUUGGACGAUGAAGGUGGCUUUGAUGACAUCAUGCCGCCCCUCCCUCCACCCGUGGACUAUGACCUAGACGCCCCCCCCCACUACCUGGAGAAAGUGGUGGCGCUGUACGACUACACGGCGUCCAAGCCUGAUGACCUGUCACUCACUGAAGGUGACAUCAUCUACCUGACACAUCACCAUGACGACGGCUGGUGUGAGGGAGUUCUCCAUGGUAACAAAGGCUUCUUCCCAUCAAACUACGUCCAAACAUGUGGCUAGACGGAAGCCCCGCCCAGGAGAGUGAUGUCAUUUCCUGUCCUCUGGUCACAUGACUGAGUGAAACUUUUAUUUUUAACAUAAUAAAUAAUUUAGAGAAUAAUAAUAAUCAGGUUAUUGAUCUCAGCUGAUCACUUUGAUUGAUUGAUGCACACAAACUGAACACUGUGAGUUCAAACUGUCAGUAUUAUAAUUAUCAUCAGACUUUAUUUAUGAAUUCAUAGUUUUAUUUAAAUGAAAGAAAUAUAAACAUGAUCAGUAUUAUUUCAGUAUGAGCACGAUGAUCAAUAAAUAAAUCUAUAACUGUAACGUGUUUCUGUUUGUUUCAUAUUUCAAAAUAAAUUACA
Scomber japonicus (chub mackerel) is the source of this 1963-nucleotide messenger RNA. RefSeq names its product ABI family, member 3a (gene abi3a). The record is from RefSeq and is a predicted model, not a curated record. The transcript has 12 exons. NCBI's taxonomy places the organism in Eukaryota, Metazoa, Chordata, Actinopteri, Scombriformes, Scombridae. Gene Ontology annotation, cellular component: lamellipodium. Gene Ontology annotation, molecular function: SH3 domain binding. The coding region runs from base 60 to 1619 and encodes 519 amino acids.